UAUGUGCAUUGGUCAGAUCAUAUAAAUAUCGGAUGAUGCUGAGAGGCAGACAGUCGCCCAGACGCCUCUGCAGACGAACGAAGGCGCGCACACCGACGACCGCUUUUGCCGCCGCUGCGAUGCCGGAGUCCGCGCUGCCGCUACUGCUGCUCAGCCUGCUCGCCUUCUCCUCGGCCUGCUACAUACAGAACUGCCCGCGGGGCGGCAAGCGCUCCUUCCCGGACACCGCACUCCGACAGUGCUUGGCAUGUGGUCCUGGAGCCAAAGGUCGCUGUUUUGGCCCCAGUAUCUGCUGUGGGGAAGGGAUGGGCUGCUACAUGAGCUCCCCAGAGACAGCGCGCUGCCUGGAGGAAAACUUCCUGCCUUCUCCCUGUGAGGCUGGAGGGAAAGUGUGCGGGGCCGAGGGGGGCCGAUGCGCCGCUCCCGGGGUGUGCUGCGACACAGAGGGCUGUGUGCUGGACCCAGACUGCAUGGAGGACACCAGGCAUCAGCUUUCAGCGGAGAACCAUUCCAGCCAAAUCAAGGGCUCACCUGAAGAACUGCUCCUUAAUUUGCUGCACAUGGCCACUAGAGGGCAGAAUCAGUAAUGUCCUUUCAACAGAUGCUCACUCCUGCUGUGCUGUCUCCCACAGCUGAAAAUGCAACACAGUGAAACAGAGCCAGAAAAAAAACACCUUCAAACAAUGUAUAAAUAUCGUAUAUAACGUUAUUGUUUUACCUUUAAUAGCAUGUAUGCUUUUCCUUUAUGGAAUAUUCCAUGCAAAUAUGUACCUGUGUCAUGUGAUGCUGCCAAGAAUAACGCAGCUAGAGUCUGAUAGUGUUUUGAGAAUAACGGAAAAUGGCUUGCUUGCAGUUUUCUUCAAAGACAGUAAAAAUGUAUCAGAUCCAGCAAACACAUUUUAGUGCAAUUCAGCUAUAUGCUGUAAUUCAACAGUACAGUGUUGGAAAAAAUGUAAAUAUGUAAUAAAUUUUUUUUCUUAAAGUUA
Scleropages formosus (Asian bonytongue) is the source of this 986-nucleotide messenger RNA. Its product is annotated as vasotocin-neurophysin VT 2-like. The transcript has 3 exons. Gene Ontology annotation, cellular component: extracellular region; secretory granule. Lineage: Eukaryota; Metazoa; Chordata; Actinopteri; Osteoglossiformes; Osteoglossidae. The coding region runs from base 33 to 587 and encodes 184 amino acids. Gene Ontology annotation, molecular function: neurohypophyseal hormone activity. The record is from RefSeq and is a predicted model, not a curated record.